Molecule: messenger RNA, 1248 nt
Organism: Talaromyces rugulosus
Lineage: Eukaryota; Fungi; Ascomycota; Eurotiomycetes; Eurotiales; Trichocomaceae
Exons: 7
Coding region: 1-1248 (415 amino acids)
Source: RefSeq, a predicted model, not a curated record
AUGUCGGCAAACUUUCGUGACUUUAUUCCCCCGCGAGAUCACCCUCGAGUGAAGAAUCUCGACAAGACGGAUGUUAAAUCAUACUCUAAAAAUGCUCUUGGUGGACCUGUAGUACGAAAAAUCGUAUCGAACUGGGCUGCGAAACUUGAUGAGCCUUAUUUUGGCAUAACUUGCGAUGGAAAACUGAGAGAAAACCUUUUUGAGUUGGCCGACGAGGGGGCUCCUGUCGAUCAAAUGGUUGUGUGUGCCAACCGCAUGAUAGAUCUUUUCACGCCCACAAAACUAGGACAAUUUUGUCAUGAGAUUGACUCUGAUAAUUGGAGAAAAUGGUCCAACCCGGAAUUUCUCAUCUACAGCACAGGGAUCCGGUUAGAAGACCUACACGAGAACCAAAUACAGGCUAUCAUGGACCUAGUUCAAGCAAGCACCAGUUCGACAGGGUACAGCCGUAUCGUGGGUGCUAUGCAGACAAAUGAAUUCCUGGGUGCACUGUGCGGUGCAAAGACGAUCCUCAAUAAACACAGCUAUCAGUUUUCCUUGUACGGAAAACCGUCACUUACCGAGCCUUGGGGAUAUUCACUCUUUGGUCAUCAUCUCAGCCUGAAUAUCUUCGUACUUGGUCAUCAGAUCACUACGAGUCCUAUAUUUUUAGGGGCCGAGCCUAAUAUAAUUGAUUCUGGUCCAGAUGCAGGCGUUUGUAUCUUAGACACUCCAGGACACUUGCCUUUACUACUAAUGCAGUCUCUUCCACCUAAUCUGCAAAAGAACGCGCAGAUAUUUAAGAAGAUGCAGGAUGAGAAAAUGCCCGACGACCGCUGGAACCCUGCAGACCAGAGACACCUCGCAGGGGCUUUCCAGGAUAACCGGAUAAUCCCGUAUGAAGGCAUCCAAGCCACGUCGAUGCCGCAGUCGCAGCAGGACCAACUCCUUCAAGUGUUAUCCUUUUAUCUCGACAUAUUACCUACAAAAGCACAUCUGGCACGUAUGCAGCAGAUCAAACAGCAUUGGGAAGAGACGUAUUUCUGCUGGAUUGGAGGCUACGGUGACGACGAUGCUUUCUACUACAGGAUCCAGAGCCCAGUCAUCCUAGUCGAGUUCGACCAUCACUCCGGUGUCUUUUUACUCAAUAAAGAGCCGGCCAAGUAUCAUAUUCACACCAUUAUCAGGACACCGAACGGGAAUGACUAUGGAAGGGAGUGGCUGCAGUUGCAUCGGAAGGGUUCGUUGAUUUUAUCUUCGAAUCAGUAA